GCGCGGCUGUGUAGUCUUGAAGCUGAGAUUCUGGACAGACCUGGUGGUUUCAGGGUGCCAGGAGGCAGUUUUAGGGGAGCGCAGUGAUCCGGUGACAGCAAGUUGGCGAACUUAACCCGGGACAAACCCAGCUUCACCUGUACGGAAACGCUCUCUGUAUAUAUAUUUUCUUCUAUCUCUGUCACAGUUCCCUCUCAUUUUGGGGGGAAUAGUGCGCAGCUGACUGUUCAGUGAAGAUGGAGUAUGUAUGGGACUGUGUUUCCUCUGCUGGGAUGUUUGUUCUCGGGGUACUGUCGGUGCUGUGGCCGGCGCUAAAUGGAGUUUGGAGUUUUAACCUUUACGCAGAGCAUCCUACGGUUUACAGGGGUCCCGGUGGAAGUUAUUUCGGUUAUUCUGUGGACUUCUAUCAAGCUACCGCCGACAGCAACACAAUCAGUGUGUUGGUGGGGGCACCCAAGGCGAACACCUCCCAGCCCGGUGUUGUGGAGGCUGGAGCCGUCUACUACUGCCCAUGGCCUGGACUCCCAGACAGCUGCAGACAGAUACCUUUUGACAAUUCCAAUAACAGGAUGAUAAAGGUAAACGGCACCAGAGAGCCUCUGGAGUUUAAGUCGCACCAGUGGUUUGGAGCAUCGGUCAGGACACACAAAGGAAAAGUGGUGGCAUGUGCUCCUCUUUACCACUGGCGGACAGUGAAGCUGAGUGGCGAGAAGGACCCCGUGGGGACCUGCUAUGUGGCUGUCCAGAACUUCAGCGCCUACGCAGAGUACUCACCCUGCAGGACCAAUGAUCCAGACCCGGAGGGACAGGGGUUCUGCCAGGCUGGCUUCAGUGUGGAUUUCACCAAGGAAGGAAUGCUGGUGGUAGGAGGACCUGGAAGCUUUUACUGGCAAGGUCAGGUGAUGACAGCAGGGAUAGCUGAGAUACUGAACGGCUACUCUUUGAAGGCAGUGCUGAGACGGGUUCCAGGAGAGAAACACACCAGAGCUGCUGAAGACACACAUGACGACAGCUACCUUGGUUACUCGGUGGCAGUGGGGGAGUUUACGGGAGACUCCGAACAAGAGCUUAUAGCCGGAGUCCCAAGAGGAGCACAGAACUUUGGAUAUGUGGCAAUGAUCAACUCCACCAAUCUGACCUUCAUCCAGAACUUCACAGGGGAACAGAUGGCCUCUUAUUUUGGCUACUCGGUGGCUGUCACUGACCUGAACGGAGAUGGGACCGACGAUGUGCUGAUUGGAGCGCCCCUCUAUAUGGAAAGAGAGAUGGAGAGCAAACCCAGAGAGGUGGGGAGGGUAUACCUGUACCUACAGAUGGCCCCGCUCACUUUCUCCAAACUUGUUGCCCUCACCGGCACACAUACCUUCGGGCGCUUCGGCACAGCUAUAGCACCCCUGGGAGACAUCAACAUGGAUGGAUACAAUGACGUGGCGGUGGGCUGUCCGUUCGGAGGCGAGGAGCGUGGAGGGAGAGUAUUGAUCUUUAAUGGUAACAGAGACGCAUCCACGCAAGGCCUGACACUGAGCCAAGAGCUGAGAGCAGCCAGGACCCCCAGUGACAGUUUGCUUGGAUAUGGAUUCACUCUGAGAGGAGGCCAAGACCUGGACAACAAUCAGUAUCCUGAUCUGAUCGUGGGGGCGUUUGGCGCAGGCGAGGUGUCGGUGUACAGGUCUCGAGCUGUGGUGUCUGUGGAAGCUGCAAUGAUCUUGACUCCCAGAAUCCUGAACCCUGAUGAACGACGGUGUCACCUGCCUGAAACAGAUAUUAUGGUUACCUGUCUUAAUGUGGACGUGUGCGCAGCAGUAAGUGGAGUGGGGAUCCCCAGCUCUGUAGACCUGAGAGCAGAGCUGCAGCUGGAUUGGCUGAAAGGCACUAGAGGUGGAGUUAAAAGAGUUUUGUUCCUGGACACCCAGCAGCAUCAGCGCACGGGGCUCCUAAGAUUGGGUCUCAACCGCCCACGUGCGUGUCUGAGCUACACCAUUUUCCUCAGAGAGGAUGAUGAAUACAGGGACAAACUGACCCCGAUCGCACUGGCUCUGAACUACAGCUUGGCUCCACCCUCUCAUGGCCAAAACCCCCCACCCAUUCUCAACUAUUACAGCAGCACCUUUCUUCAAGAGCAUGCCUACAUUCUCCUGGACUGCGGUGACGACAAUAUUUGUAUCCCCGACCUCCAGCUCUCCGCCAGCAUGGAUCGCUCAGAGCUGGUGAUUGGGGAUGACAAUCUGGUCAUGUUAACCAUCACUGCGGUGAACCAAGGAGAGGGAGCCUAUGAGACAGAGCUCCACACACUGAUACCACCAGAGGCUGACUAUAUUGGAGUGAAGCGCAGGGUGGAGUCUCUGUCUCAGCUAAACUGCGAGUACAAGAUGGUCAAUGAGUCCAGAAUGGUGGUGUGUGACCUCGGGAAUCCAAUGGUGGCUGGGACAGAGCUGUCUGUUGGUUUGAGGUUUUCUGUCCAAAGGCUGGAAGAUGCCGGACCAAAGAUCAGCUUUGAGCUACAGAUUCACAGCUCCAACAAAGACAACUCCAACAGCAACCUAGUCAGUUUGAAUUUGUCCAUCGUUGCUCAAGCUCAACUGGAUUUACGCGGGGUGUCUCAUCCCUCUCAGGUGGUGCUGCCGUUCCCACGCUGGGAACCCAAAGAGAAGCCUGUCAAGGAGGACGACGUGGGACCACAAGUAACACACAUCUAUGAGCUCCAUAACUUUGGUCCCAGCAGUAUUCGGGAGGCUGAGCUCCAGGUCGGCUGGCCUUCCCGUUUCCGGGACGAGAACCUGCUGUAUGCCAUGGAGAUUCAAACUGACGGACCAAUUAGCUGCAGGACGAACACCAGCCUCAAUCCACUUAGCCUUCAGAUUUCCUCUCUCCAGGACACACCAGAGUUAUUGGGUUUCUUGAGGAACACCAGUGUUCCUCCUCACCGCCACAAACGAGCCAUCACUGCCGUUGAGAGUUAUAGCGGUAAAACUUUGAACUGCACUAAUAUCUCCUGUCUGAGGAUCAUGUGUGUGGUAGGCCGGUUGGACCGUGGGCAGAGCGCGGUGGUCAAGGUCCGCUCAAGACUCUGGGCGCAUACUUUCUUGCAGCGGCGUAACGACCCCUACAUUCUCAACUCUACUGUGUCCUUCAUGGUUACAGCCAUGCCAUACCGCAUCCAACCCGCCACCCUGCUUCAGCACACCACCUCGUUGGGGACCCUGGUGGUAUGGGGGACUCCUGAUGUGUCGUUUGCUGUUCCACUCUGGGUCAUCAUCUUAGCCAUACUGCUGGGGCUGCUGGUGCUGGCCAUGCUAACAUUAGCCAUGUGGAAGUGUGGUUUCUUUGACCGGGCGCGGCCACCAGCUGACGAUGAUGUCUCCGACCAGGAACAGCUGACGUCUGAUCAAACCGGGGACGCCUAACACUGUGCGUGGCUGUUCCUGAUUCGAGGACUUUGGUUUGGGAGGUGCACUUUCUGAGUAACUUAAAUCAGAUCUGUGAUCUGUAUUAGUUGGACCCUACAUUCCGUGGCUGGAGGUCAUCUGCCUCUAAGGUAAUGAAACUGACUAAAAGAAGAGACAGAGGACUGCAACGCCACACAGACUGGGACCAAAGAACGAGGUUCAAACCAGACAUAGUGGGACCAAAACACACUUAACAGGCUCAAUCACACACACAUGUCCAUCAUUUAUCCAUUGUGAUGAAGCACCAGAUCUGAAGACAGAAUGGACUUUGUUUGAAGACAAUGCUUUAAAUAUUUCUGAACAUAUUUGUGUGUCUGUGUAAAUGAGGCACAAAGAGACUUGAGAUCUAUGCACAAGUGCUUUUGUGAGUGUGAGAAGAUGUGUGUGUGUGUGUGUGUGUGUGUGUGUGUGUGUGUGUGUGUGUGUGUGUGUGUGUGUGUGUGUGUUUGUUUGUUUGUAGGUGCUGUACAUAUACGUGUUCAUUAUGUGCCUCUCGUGACAUGCUUUCAUUUAGUUAUGACAUUCUUUCCCCACCUGAUUUAAUUUAUCCAAUUAUUUCUUCGAGCUUGGCUGUAUACAGAUUCAUCACACACACACAUACAGAUGCAGCCACAUGCAUAAACACAAAGGCACAAAGUUAAUGUGUAUAUUUAUGAAUAUAUGUGCAAUAUGUGGGUGUUGCGUGAUACUGAAGCUUGUUUACACUGGCAUUAUUUUAUUAGAGCUUAAUGUGUUUAUGUAUAUAAAUGAUUCAUUGGUAUAUUAGAUAUUAGUUUUGCUGAACAACAAAAGCAAUUGUUUCAGCAGAUUUACAGUAAAGCCAAAUAACUAACUUAUUAUUGUCCUGAUAAAAUGACUUUUAAGAAUCUUAUCUCUGAGGAAACAGGCCACAUCUCCACAGCUGAAGCGCCGCUAGUUUGUAUUGUUUUUGUAUUAUUGUCUCUUGGGUAUUAUUGUCUUUACACUUGUUAAAGCACUUUGUAACUUGUUUUUGAAAAGUGCUCUACAAAUAAAGAUUAUUAUUAUUAUUAUUAUUAUUAUAGUUCAGGGUUCCCCUGUUCACUUUGGAUUCUUUUCUGAACAUUCCAGUUUAGAGGACUUCAAACUAGCUACUCCAAACUAUCUGCAAAGGUAAACAGUUCAAUAAAAAAAAUUCAACUGUGUGUUUAAUGUUGUCAUCUGAUAUUAAUGUAUCAUGCACAGGCAGGCGAAACAAAGCGGUCAGGGCAUCAACAGCUCCUUGGGUUAGAAACAAACUUUUAAAGUGUCCUGUUUGAGUAGUGUUUGGUUUUUGUAUCAAGCGUGAAGUUUUAAUUACAAUAAAGUGUUGUUUGGUUAUUCA
Micropterus salmoides (largemouth bass) is the source of this 4788-nucleotide messenger RNA. It is a transcript of the gene itga8, whose product is annotated as integrin, alpha 8. Gene Ontology annotation, cellular component: external side of plasma membrane; integrin complex. NCBI's taxonomy places the organism in Eukaryota, Metazoa, Chordata, Actinopteri, Centrarchiformes, Centrarchidae. The transcript has 30 exons. The record is from RefSeq and is a predicted model, not a curated record. Gene Ontology annotation, molecular function: integrin binding. Gene Ontology annotation, biological process: cell adhesion mediated by integrin; cell-matrix adhesion; cell-cell adhesion. The coding region runs from base 237 to 3404 and encodes 1055 amino acids.